AUGACCCAGCUGGAGCCCAACCCGGUGCUGUCACUGCCCCACUGCCGCACCCGCCCUGGUCAGGGUACUGUGGGUUAUAGGGUUGGAGUGCUGUGGGUUAUACGGUUGGAAUGGGGUGGGUUAUGGGGUCAGGCUGCUGUGGGGCACAGGGUCAGGGUGCUCACACGUUGCCCCUCUCCCCCAGCUCUCCUCCUGGCUGUAAGGAUCAACAGCAAAGGCCGUGAGGUGCUGUACUUGGCCAAGGGAGACUCAGUGAAGCUGGGUUGUCCCUACGUCCUCGAGCCUGAGGACAACGGUCCCCAGGGUGUGGGAAUUGAGUGGAUUCAGAUCACACCUGAGCGCACCGGCCCCGAAAAUGUGUUCCUUUCCUACCACGACCACCACGUCAACUACGGCAGCGGUUCGGGGCUGCAGGACCGUGUGGCCUUUGUGCAGAACGACCCAGGGCAGCACGAUGCCUCCAUCCGCCUGGCAGACCUGCAGGUCUCUGACACUGGAACCUAUCAGUGCCGUGUCAAGAAGAACACCGUGGCCGUGCACGAGGUCAUCGUCACCGUGCAAGAGAAGCCGGCCACUCCACAGUGCUGGACUGAAGGAGAUCAGGUGCUGGGCAGCAGCAUUUUGCUGCGCUGCUACAGCCGAGGAGGGGCCGCACCGCUCGGCUACCAAUGGGCCAAGCUGGCAGAUGGCUAUGGAGGAGGACGGCUGCCCCAAGGAAGCAUCCAAGGCCGUGCUCCCGGUGAUCUCCUGAUCCGCAGCCUUUCGGAGGCUCACGCUGGUGUCUACCAAUGCCGGGUCACCAACCGUGUGGGUUACGCCACGUGUCAGCUCAGCAUCAGCCCUGCACAGAGUGAGUGCCACCAGGGGGGCGUGGGGGGUCCCUGUGGGGUGAUGGUGACGGUGACAGGCUGUGUUUGUCCCCGUAGGAGGUGGCCGCCAGGCGGGCGUCAUCGUGGGCUCUGUGUUGGGCUCGUUGCUGCUGCUCAGCCUCCUGGGGCUGCUCAUCGGGGCUCUGCUCUGCCGUUACCGUAGGAAGGAGUGCCAGAGGACCUGCAGCGAGUGCAGGUGAGGGGCAGGGGGAGGUGGGGAUGUGGGGAUUUAGGUGAGGACAUGGGGACAUGGGGACAUGGGGACGUGAGCAUGUGUGGGCAUGGGGACGUGGGGAUAUGGAGUUGUGGGGACGUGGAAUGGGGGAUAUAGGGAUUUAUGGGGAUAUAUGGGGUGGGCACCAAUGGGCACUGAGCCCAUGGGCAGCACUGGGUGCCACUGGGGACCAGUGGGUGUCAGUGGGGAUCAAUGGGUGGCCACUUGUAUGUAUGGCCACCACGUGUCACCUCUGGGUGCCACCAGGAAUGGGUGCUGCUGGGAGAUGAUAGGUGACAACGGGCACUGAUGGGCAUCAAGUGAUGCCAACAGGCACUGCUGGAGGGGCCACCAAGCACUGAUGAGGAGCAAUGGGGGACGAUGUGUCCCACCAAGCAUUCAUGGCACCGAUGGCUGCCACCAAUGGGGUCCAACCAAGAGCUGAUGGCAUCCAUAGGUGCCACCAAGAGCUCAUGGCACUGAUGGGUGCCACCAGGUGGGUCCAACCAAGAGCUGAUGGCAUCCAGUGGUGCCACUAAGAGCUGAUGGCAUUCAUAGAUGCCACCAAAGAACUGAUGGCACCAACAGGAGCCACCAAGUGCUCAUGGCACCGAUGGCUGCCACCAAUGGGAUGUAAACAAGAGCUGAUGGCAUCCAUUGGUGCCACCAAGGGGAUCCA
Molecule: messenger RNA, 1762 nt
Organism: Phasianus colchicus (ring-necked pheasant)
Lineage: Eukaryota; Metazoa; Chordata; Aves; Galliformes; Phasianidae
Source: RefSeq, a predicted model, not a curated record